UUGCAACCACAGGAGGAGGGGGAAAGCGGUUGCCAAGGGAGGAGAGGAAGGGAAGGGAAGGAGAAGCUGCGAGCGAGGUCUCCAUGGGUUUCUACAGACAUCAGCAAUUUGGACUCCCAAGAUCGUAAUGAAUUCCAUGGACUGAAAAACGUCCAAGUCAACCCUUCUGCAGCACAGCAAAAAUGAAGGUGCUCCUAGCCAAGGUGCUUUGUCUGCUGGGGGUGUUUGUGCUCAUGCUGGGCGGCUCCCUCCUGCCGGUGAAGAUCAUCGAGGCCGACUAUGAGAAGGCUCAUCGCUCCAAGAGGGCCCUCGCCCUUUGCAAUUCCUUUGGAGGAGGCGUCUUCCUGGCUACCUGUUUUAACGCCCUGCUUCCUGCUGUCCGAGAAAAGCUCCAAGAAGUCCUGACGAUCGGGGGUGUGACCACGGACUACCCCCUGGCGGAAACUAUCAUGCUGAUGGGCUUCUUCCUGACGGUCUUUUUGGAGCAGCUGAUUCUGACUUUCCGGAAGGAGAAGCCGUCCUUCAUCGACCUGGAGACCUUCAACGCCGGCUCGGAUGUCGGCAGCGACUCCGAAUACGAGAGCCCUUUCAUCGAGUCUUCCUGGGGGCAGCACCGCCCCGGCGAGCACAGCCACCACAGCCACAGCCUGAGCAUCCAGGAGCUGUCCCGCUCCAGCCCGUUGCGCCUCUUCAGCCUGGUCUUUGCCUUGUCGGCUCACUCCAUCUUCGAGGGCCUGGCCCUGGGCCUGCAGGAGGAAGGCGACAAAGUGGUCAGCCUUUUCCUGGGCGUGGCCAUCCACGAGACGCUCGUGGCCGUGGCCCUGGGCAUCAACAUGGCCAAGACCGCCCUGACGAUGAAGGACGCGGCCAAGUUGGCCGUCGUGGUCAGCUUGAUGAUCCCGGCGGGCAUCGGGAUCGGCGUGGGGAUCGAAAGCGCCCAGAAUGUGGCCAGCAGCAUAGCCUCGGUGCUCCUGCAGGGCAUCGCAGCGGGCACCUUCCUCUUCGUCACUUUCUUUGAGAUCCUGGCCAAGGAGCUCGAAGACAAGAGUGACCGUCUGCUCAAAGUUCUCUUCCUGGUCCUGGGGUACACAGUUUUAGCGGGGCUCGUCUUCUUCAAGUGGUGAAGCCGCCCGCUGCCCCCCUCCCCACCCACCCUUUGCCUUGCAGCCGGAUGGAAAAUGGGACCCUGUCCCAGGAGACAGGGACACGCAACUCCAGGUGGAGCAGGAGACAGAGGAGGAACCGUCGCGGGGCAGGCCCGUGCGGUGUGCAUGUGGGGCCUUCUCCCAUUGGCCUGGUGUUGCCGGGGCGAUCACCGAGCCAAUUAGAAGCAGUGGUUCUGCGGCCCCCUCUAACAGCCUCAGGGAGACAUUGGCAGCCGGGCUGGUUAAGUCGCUUCCCGUCAUCCAGACCGAAGAAUAUCUGAAACAAAUGAACCCUGCGGGCAGGGCUGAUGCAUCUUGGAUGAAUCCCUCUGCGUUGCAGUCCUCAAUCCUCACUUGCCUCGCUGCUAGCUAGAGUCGCCUGCCGUCCUGUCCGUAAAGACAAGUGAUGUCUUAAAUUAUUUUACGGGACCGCUGAACCCGAGGCUGCUCCCCUCCUUUUCCAUCUGGGCUUUUAUGGCUGGCGGGCAAGAAGCACGGGGAAUUCAGGCCCUGCCCUGCUUUGAUGUGGGCGGCACUUGGACAUGGGUUGUAGGGCCUGUGUGCUCCUCCCCUGCUUUGCAACCCUCAGUGUGCCAAGCUGUCCCUCCCGAGCUGUCGCAGUCUCCAGCCCUCUGACAUUUUGCUGGCACGGUCAGGUGUUUAGAGAGUGUGGAGCGCUUCUAGGCUGGGGCCUAGUCCUUGGAUGGCGCAAAAAUGACUCAUUUGGAUGGCGGGUGACAUUGCCUCCCCCAGAUGUCGUUGAACAAUGGACGUACCUACACAUACCCACUUGCUUACACUAAGGAGAGAUCUGGGACCUGAAAGCUUGAUUGUUACAGUGUUGGGAAACGCUGCUGCUGCACCUAGAGGCUUGGGGGCAUGUUUGCCUAGAGGCAAAUCCAAACCCUGCCGCCCAAGCAGAAUUCACAGUGUCCUUCCAAGAUGGCUUCGCUCUAAAGGUAGCAUCCCGAGAUCCCCCGUGCAAAGCACCCCCGCAGAACUCUCCUGGAACGAAACUCUCUUCGAACAUUGUUCUGCUUUGCUAAUCUGAUUUGCCGGGAUUGGGGAUUUCCUUCGUUCAGCCACGGUGCAUGAAAAAGCAAGAGAGGAGGGAAUGCCAGCUGUCAGAGCUCGCGGCGUCACUGUCUCGUUUCUGCAGAGGUCAACAUCAUCCGAAGGCUUCCCAGAGCGUUAGGGGUACUGCUUCCUUUUUAAUUCUACGCAACUGCCUUCCAGCCUUGCAGGACAACCAGUUUCCCCUGAAAAUCCAUUGCAAGCAAGCAAGCAAGCAGAGAGAGGCUAGCAGCUCUCCUCAGCCUUCUCCUUUUCUGCCGCUUGCUGACGCAGGCCCCAGGGAGAACCAGAUGGGAGCAGGGCCAAAGUGCGACUCCCACAGCAUCUGCGCCAUCUAACCGUGACGGGUCCCAGCUCUGGGAAACGGCUGCGGAAGCCCCAGAUAAUGCAUGUUUUUCUUUGGAGAAACAGAAGUGGGAGGUGUGCGUGCAUCUGUGCGUGCGUAGCUUGGCUCUGAAAAACAGCCGCGAGGUUGUAACAGCAAGGAGCCAAGAGCAUCGCCCGUUAGUCCCAAAUGUUGGGAACCGGCUGGCUGUUCCUCCUCAUUUGUGCUGUGUGUGUGGGGUUGUUGUUGGUUUUUUUUGGUAAAGUUAGCUGCCAAAUUAGUCAGAGAUGCGUAAUCAGAGGGAUGAGCUCUUCUGUUGUUGAGCAGUUGGGUGAUGCAAGCUGCCAAGUUAAACUGGGGUCUUCCUUCCCCCAGCCUUUCCUCACGGAACAGAAGGAAAAGCUUAAUUGACAACAAAGCUCCAGUGUUCUUAAUGGUUCUUGUGCAUCCCUAAGCAACAGCCAGUGCUUCCUGCUGGACAUUUUCACUGUUCUUAGCUAUUCCAGGGAAAGAUAGUCUAGUAAUCCAGGGGUAAUACUUGGCUGGUUCUGUUACCAGGAACUCCUUUGCAUAUUAUGCCACAACCUCCUGAUGUGUGUGUGGCCUAAUAUGCAAAGGAGUUCCUGCUACAAAAAAAGCCCUGGUGUGGAGAAACAGUGAGUGAAGAAAGAGUUUAGCCCAAAAUCCUUGUCCCUGUAUUGCAGACAGACACAUUUUCUGGCUUAGGACACAGUUCUCCUCUUUGUCUUUGCCUAUGCCUAAUUAGACUUGACUGCCUGUGAGUUUCCUUCCAACAGGACCGCCAGUGAGUUUUCUCCAAUGGGAGAAAGCCAAAGAGACCUCCUCAUGCCUGAUAAAGAGUUCAGUGUAACUUGGAAACUUGCAUCAUCUUUACCAUUUGGCCCUGCGGGUGCCCACCUCGGCUGCACCAGCACGGCAGCUGGCAUCUCAGUCUCUAAACCAACACAACGCGGGACCAGCGCUUACUCUCAAAAGGGCUUCCGAUUUCUCAGUGUCAGCAGCUGCAUCCAUGAUCUGCAUUGUUUCCUUUCCUUUUUGCGUCUGGUUACAGACCGCAGUGUCGUGGGUGCCUUUGGGAAGAAAGGGGAGAUGUGUAGAGGACCCACCGCAUCAGCUAAAUUUCGGGAACACGUUCUCCGUGCUUGCAGGUCAUCUUGGAGCCAGACCCGUACCUUUGAAAUUAAGACCAGCUCCUUCCCUAUUUGUUUUAAGUUGAGCAUGGAGAACCUGUGUGUGUGUGUGUGUGUGUGUGUGUGUGUGUGCGAUUGUAUGUUAUUUAUUACAUUCUUGGUUGGGGGUGGACUUUUUUUUAAAAAACUCCGUAGGGAUCGAAGAUACUCUGUUGUGCUAGAAGCUGGCCAGCAUUUUGGUCAGCAGUAUUUAAAUAAAGCUUUUUAAAAAC
Messenger RNA from Heteronotia binoei (common prickly gecko), 3967 nucleotides. It is a transcript of the gene SLC39A3, whose product is annotated as solute carrier family 39 member 3. Gene Ontology annotation, cellular component: plasma membrane. The record is from RefSeq and is a predicted model, not a curated record. NCBI's taxonomy places the organism in Eukaryota, Metazoa, Chordata, Lepidosauria, Squamata, Gekkonidae. The coding region runs from base 183 to 1124 and encodes 313 amino acids. The transcript has 3 exons. Gene Ontology annotation, molecular function: zinc ion transmembrane transporter activity. Gene Ontology annotation, biological process: zinc ion transmembrane transport.